AUGGCGGAAGCGGAAGGCGGUGCGAGUGAGCAGGAUGAUGUUUCAUUUUUGCGUACGGAAGAUAUGGUGUGCCUGUCAUGCACGGCGACAGGCGAGCGAGUUUGCUUAGCGGCCGAGGGCUUCGGUAACCGACACUGCUUCCUCGAAAAUAUCGCCGAUAAAAAUAUACCGCCCGAUCUUUCGCAAUGUGUAUUUGUAAUAGAACAAGCUUUAUCAGUAAGAGCUCUCCAAGAAUUGGUGACAGCUGCUGGAUCUGAAACUGGAAAAGGCACCGGUUCGGGUCACCGAACGUUGCUGUACGGUAAUGCUAUUCUACUGCGGCAUCUCAACAGUGACAUGUAUCUGGCAUGUCUAUCCACUUCGUCGUCGCAAGAUAAGUUGGCUUUCGACGUGGGUCUGCAAGAUCAUUCCCAUGGAGAGGCUUGUUGGUGGACUCUCCAUCCGGCUAGCAAACAAAGAUCGGAAGGUGAAAAGGUGCGAGUUGGUGACGAUUUAAUUUUGGUGUCCGUUGCUACUGAAAGAUAUUUGCACACUACGAAAGAAAACGAGGUGUCGAUUGUCAAUGCGUCGUUCCACGUAACUCACUGGUCUGUUCAGCCUUACGGUACCGGUAUAUCCAGGAUGAAGUACGUAGGAUACGUAUUUGGAGGCGACGUGCUAAGAUUCUUCCAUGGCGGUGACGAGUGUCUCACUAUUCCCAGUACAUGGAGUAAAGAGGGUGGACAGAAUAUCGUGGUAUACGAAGGAGGUUCUGUGAUGUCCCAAGCUCGUUCUUUAUGGCGGUUAGAGCUCGCCCGUACUAAGUGGGCCGGCGGUUUUAUAAACUGGUACCAUCCUAUGAGGAUCAGACACAUCACCACUGGCAGAUAUUUGGGGGUGAACGAUCAAAACGAAUUAUAUUUGGUCAGCAGAGAAGAGGCGACAACGGCUUCGUGCGCUUUCUGUCUACGUCAAGAGAAAGAUGACCAGAAAGUGGUACUUGAAGACAAGGAUCUUGAAGUCAUCGGAGCGCCAAUAAUUAAGUACGGUGAUUCCACCGUCAUCGUUCAACACUCGGAGACUGGCCUGUGGUUAUCUUAUAAGUCGUACGAGACGAAAAAGAAAGGCGUUGGUAAAGUUGAAGAGAAGCAAGCUAUCUUACACGAAGAAGGCAAGAUGGACGACGGUCUUGACUUCUCCAGAUCACAGGAAGAGGAGUCGAGAACUGCUAGAGUUAUUAGAAAAUGCUCCUCUUUAUUCACAAAGUUUAUUAAUGGUCUUGAAACGUUGCAAGAAAACCGGCGUCAUUCAAUGUUCUUCGCUUCGGUCAAUCUCGGCGAGAUGGUGAUGUGCUUAGAGGAUCUGAUCAAUUAUUUCGCACAACCAGAUGAGGAUAUGGAACAUGAAGAAAAACAAAACAAACUCCGCGCUCUACGCAACCGUCAGGACUUGUUCCAGGAGGAAGGUAUUCUUAAUCUCAUCCUCGAGGCGAUCGACAAGAUCAAUGUCAUCACUUCACAAGGGUUUUUGGCCGGAUUCCUCGCUGGUGACGAGUCUGGACAGAGCUGGGAGAUGAUCUCUGGAUAUCUUUAUCAACUAUUGGCGGCAAUAAUUAAGGGCAACCACACAAACUGUGCGCAAUUCGCUAACUCCAAUCGGCUCAACUGGCUCUUCUCGCGACUUGGCUCGCAGGCUUCGGGGGAGGGCACGGGAAUGUUGGACGUACUCCAUUGCGUACUCAUCGACUCGCCUGAAGCAUUGAAUAUGAUGCGGGACGAGCACAUAAAGGUGAUCAUAUCUCUGCUAGAGAAGCAUGGGCGGGAUCCAAAAGUUCUGGAUGUGCUGUGUUCUCUUUGCGUCGGUAACGGUGUUGCGGUGCGUUCUUCCCAGAAUAAUAUUUGCGACUACCUCCUGCCCGGAAAGAACUUACUUCUUCAGACGCAACUAGUUGACCACGUAUCUAGCGUACGGCCAAACAUUUUCGUUGGCCGCGUCGAGGGGUCGGCAGUGUAUCAGAAAUGGUAUUUCGAAGUAACAAUGGACCACAUUGAGAAGACAACUCAUAUGAUGCCGCAUCUCCGUAUCGGAUGGGCGAAUACAACUGGAUACGUACCGUACCCCGGUGGCGGUGAGAAGUGGGGCGGCAACGGAGUGGGAGACGACCUGUACUCGUACGGGUUCGACGGCGCGCACCUCUGGUCGGGCGGGAUGAAAACGGCCGUCCACCGAACGCACGCAGAGGAACCCUUUAUUAGGAAAGGUGAUGUCAUCGGCUGUGCCUUGGACUUAACAGUGCCGAUAAUAAACUUUAUGUUUAACGGCGUAAGGGUCACCGGUUCUUUCACCAAUUUCAAUCUGGAGGGCAUGUUCUUCCCAGUUAUAAGCUGUUCAAGUAAACUAAGCUGCCGCUUUCUCCUCGGUGGCGAGCAUGGCCGUUUACGCUACGCGGCUCCUGAAGGCUACUCGCCAUUAGUAGAGUCGCUGCUGCCGCAGCAGAUCCUCAGCUUGGAGCCCUGCUUCUACUUCGGAAACCUGGCAAAACGCGCGCUCGCUGGCCCUCCGUUAGUUCAAGAUGACACCGCUUUUGUUCCAACUCCUGUAGACACUAUGCAGAUCACAUUACCGUCAUACAUUGAACAAAUUCGAGACAAGCUUGCUGAAAAUAUUCACGAAAUGUGGGCAAUGAACAAGAUCGAAGCCGGCUGGAUGUACGGAGACCAGCGCGACGAUCUGCACAAGAUACACCCGUGCCUCGUACCUUUUGAGAGGUUGCCUCCAGCUGAGAAACGUUACGACAUACAGCUCGCCGUGCAGACGCUCAAAACUAUCUUGGCGUUGGGCUACUACAUCAGUUUGGAUAAGCCACCGGCUCGCAUCCGUAAUGUUCGCCUUCCUAACGAACCUUUCAUGCAGUCGAACGGUUAUAAACCAGCACCGCUGGACUUGAGUGCUGUCACCCUAACACCAAAAAUGGACGAGUUGGUCGAUCAGCUGGCCGAGAACACGCACAACCUGUGGGCACGUGAACGCAUUCAACAGGGCUGGACGUACGGACUUAAUGAAGAUCCCGACAUGCACCGUUCGCCACAUCUGGUCCCGUACCCGAAAGUAGACGACGCAAUCAAGAAAGCAAACAGAGACACUGCCUCGGAGACAGUUCGUACACUGCUCGUCUAUGGAUACAAUCUGGACCCGCCUACCGGAGAGCAGCACGAAGCUCUACUAGCAGAGGCUUCUAAGCAAAAGCAAGCGGACUUCAGGACGUACCGUGCAGAGAAGAACUAUGCUGUUAGUUCCGGAAAAUGGUAUUUCGAGUUCGAAAUACUAACUGCGGGGCCAAUGAGGGUCGGUUGGGCUCAUGCAGAUAUGGCGCCAGGCAUGAUGCUCGGGCAAGAUGAAAACUCUUGGGCUUUUGAUGGAUACAACUUGCUUAAAGUGCACGGCGGUUCGAGUGACACUUUUGGGCAGCAGUUGAAAAUUGGUGAUAUUGUCGGCUGCUUCCUUGACGUUUCCGACCAGACCAUUAAGAAAGUAUUCAGCGGUAGCACAGAGUCGUUCGGCAAGCAAUGGGCGAUGGGUGACGUAGUGGGCGUAUUCCUAGAUCUCAUUGACAAGACGAUAAGUUUCUCCCUAAACGGUGAACUGUUAAUGGACGCUUUGGGAGGAGAGACAACGUUCGCAGAUGUGCAGGGAGAUAACUUCGUCCCAGCUUGUACUCUUGGCGUUGGACAAAAGGCUAGAUUGACGUAUGGUCAAGACGUAAACUCGUUAAAAUACUUUACAACGUGUGGUCUACAAGAGGGAUACGAGCCGUUCUGCGUGAACAUGAAACGUGAUGUGACUCACUGGUAUACAAAAGAUCAACCCAUUUUCGAGAACACAGACGAAAUACCUGACACGAAGAUCGACGUAACAAGGAUACCGGCUGGAUCCGAAACACCACCGUGUCUGAAGAUUUCUCACAACACGUUCGAGACUAUGGAGAAAGCUAACUGGGAAUUCCUGCGGUUAUCUUUACCUGUGAUUUGUCAUUCUGAAUUUAUAGAUGAGACUGAAAAAGCUCAUCGUUGGGUAGAAAUCAAAGAAAGACAACAGAUUCUGAUGAAGGAGGCCACAGAAUCCCAAAUGCCAGCACAUAUAGAUCAGAUCAUGAGGAGCGGCUUCACAAUGAACGAUAUCAAAGGUCUGCACUACGACGAGAACCAGGAGGAAAUGCCCACAACUUCCAAAGUCAAGCGUCAACCUUCGAGACCGCCAAGGAAAGGCUCCGUUACUCGCGGCGUCACUAUACAAAAUUAUAAUUUGCAGACAGGUCAGGUCAACGGUAUGCAUCGAUCGACAAGCGAAGCUGAAAUGGCGAAGUAUGAACUUGGAGUAAACAAUUUACCAGAUGAUAAAAAGGACAAAAGAGGCCGAUCGCCAUUCAAGUUCUUCAGAAGUAAACGUGGCGAAAGUGGAGAUAGGAAUAAAUCCCGUAAAUCUAAAACCCCCGAUCCGUUUAGUGAUACGGAAGUUUCACCAGAUCGAGGAAGUACAAGACGGCCAAAUCCUCAAAUAAGAAUUUCACAGGCGAACCAAAGAUAUAACAGCAUGCACAGUAGACACAACGGCCACAAUGGCCACAAUUUAUAUGGCAGCCAGGGGGGUUUGAAUACAAACCUGCAGGUGGCCACACCACCGCAAGAGCGCAAACAAAUGACCACGAGCACGUUAGCCGCGGCCACGACCGAGACGGUAGGCAACGAGAUCUUCGACGCUGAUUGUUUAAAACUUAUUAAUGAAUAUUUCUACGGUGUUAGGAUCUUCCCUGGUCAGGACCCCACUCACGUUUACAUAGGAUGGGUGACCACUCAGUACCACCUCCACUCGAAAGAUUUCAACCAAAACAAAGUCACAAAAUCAUCUGUUAUUAUCACCGAUGAAUAUGACAGAGUGAUGGAAAGUGUCAACCGUCAAUCCUGCUACAUGGCGCGAGCUGAUGAGCUGUACAACGAAGUGAUGGCAGAAGCAACUGGAAAAGGUGCUUCUCAGGGAAUGUUCAUUGGAUGCUCCGUUGAUACGUCCACCGGUACUGUAGCUUUCACUUGCGAAGGCAAAGAAACUAGCAUCAAGUUUAAGAUGGAGCCAGAUACAAAACUCUUUCCCGCAAUUUUCGUGGAAGCAACAUCCCGAGAAAUUCUCCAGAUCGAGCUCGGUAGAUCUUCGACCAGUCUUCCGCUGAGUGCCGCUGUUUUACCCACGAGCGACAAACAUGUCAUACCACAGUUCCCUCCACGUCUUAAAGUUCAGUGCUUAAAGCCGCAUCAGUGGGCACGAGUACCAAACCAAUCACUUCAAGUUCACGCUCUCAAGCUGUCCGACAUCCGUGGCUGGUCCAUGCUUUGUGAGGACGCUGUCUCCAUGUUAGCUUUACAUAUACCAGAGGAAGAUCGGUGCAUCGACAUUUUAGAAUUGAUAGAAAUGGACAAGUUACUGAGUUUCCACUCGCAUACACUAACCUUGUAUGCUGCUUUAUGCUACCAGAGCAACUACAGGGCAGCUCACGCUUUGUGUCAGCACGUGGACCAAAAACAGCUUCUGUAUGCUAUUCAGUCUCAAUAUAUGUCAGGUCCACUGCGCCAAGGAUUUUAUGAUUUACUCAUUGCUUUGCAUCUGGAGUCACACGCUACAACUAUGGAAACUUGCAAGAACGAGUUCGUGAUACCACUGGGACCAGAAUUGAAGUCUUUGUAUGAAGACCCGGAGAUGCGACACAGUUUGCGUUCCUUGCAGACCGAAAGUGUGCGUCCUCAAAUGAAUAUGACUGAUAUCUCCGAGAAAAUCACGGAAAUAAGUAACCUCUACUCGCCGUAUUUCCCCCUUGAAGUGGUGCGUGAGUUCGUGAUGCAGGCACUCGCCGAGGCGGUGGAAACUAACCAAGUGCACAACCGUGACCCCGUGGGAGGCAGCAAUGAAAAUCUGUUCCUGCCCCUUAUAAAAUUAGUAGACCGUUUGUUGCUUGUCGGUAUGAUGCGCGAUGAAGACGUCGAGAAACUGCUUAUAAUGAUCAACCCGGAGACUUGGGAUCCCACUUUUGACAAAGAGGGUAAAGAUGAACAUCGAAAGGGUCUGCUUCACAUGAAGAUGGCGGAAGGAGCCAAGCUGCAGAUGUGUUACUUGCUUCAACAUCUUAAUGACAUCCAGCUCAGGCACAGAGUUGAAUCGACUAUAGCUUUCGCACACGACUUCGUUGGUGACUUGCAGUCCGAUCAAUUGAGACGUUACACAGAAAUUAAGCAAUCGGAUCUUCCUAGUGCUGUGGCAGCUAAAAAGACGAGAGAGUUCCGUUGUCCGCCACGGGAGCAAAUGAAUGCGAUAUUGAGUUUUAAACACUUAGAAGACGAAGAUAAAGAGAACUGCCCGUGCGGCGAAGACCUAAUUGCAAGAAUGAAUGAAUUCCACGACAGCCUCAUGACGCAUAUUUCACUAAAUGCGUUGCAGGAGCCCGACUCUGAUGAAUCAUCUGGACUCGAAACGAAAAGAGGAGCUUUCAGCAGACUGUAUAACAUCAUUAAUACAGUUAAAGAACUGGAGGAUGAGCCAAAGGCUAUAGAAGAACCGCCUAGAAAAUCUCCCGAAGAAAAAUUCCGUAAAGUUUUGAUACAAACCGUCGUCAACUGGGCUGAAGAGUCGCAAAUUGAAACACCUAAAUUGGUCAGAGAAAUGUUUAGUCUUCUAGUCCGUCAAUAUGAUGCGAUUGGCGAGCUUAUCCGUGCCUUAGAGAAGACGUACGUAAUCAAUGCGAAGACAAAGCAAGACGUAGCUGAAAUGUGGGUGGGACUGAGCCAGAUCCGCGCGUUGCUGCCCGUGCAGAUGAGUCAAGAGGAAGAGGAACUGAUGAGGAAGAGGCUUUGGAAACUGGUGAACAACCAUACCUUCUUCCAGCAUCCUGACUUAAUAAGAGUGCUGCGCGUGCACGAGAACGUGAUGGCGGUGAUGAUGAACACGCUGGGGCGCCGCGCGCAGGCGCAGUCCGACGCGCAGCCUGCCAGUCCGCCCGCCGCCGACGACUCCGGCAAGGAGAAGGAUACAUCCCACGAAAUGGUAGUGGCGUGUUGCCGCUUCCUCUGUUACUUCUGCCGCACGGGCCGACAGAACCAGAAAGCGAUGUUCGACCACUUCGACUUCCUGUUAGAAAACUCCAACAUUCUUCUGUCAAGACCUUCGUUACGUGGCUCCACGCCGCUAGAUGUCGCCUACUCGAGUCUUAUGGAAAAUACAGAACUAGCUUUGGCGUUAAGAGAGCAUUACUUGGAGAAGAUAGCGGUUUACUUGUCACGUUGUGGUUUGCAAAGUAACUCUGAAUUAGUUGAAAAAGGCUAUCCAGAUCUUGGCUGGGAUCCAGUUGAAGGCGAACGAUACCUCGACUUCUUGCGCUUCUGCGUUUGGGUAAACGGAGAAAGCGUUGAAGAGAAUGCCAAUCUUGUAAUUCGUCUGCUAAUCAGAAGACCGGAGUGCCUGGGUCCAGCUCUAAGAGGUGAAGGUGAAGGUCUGCUGAAAGCUAUCGUGGACGCCAAUAAAAUGAGUGAGAGGAUUGCUGACAGAAGGAAACUAAGGGAUUUGGAGCAGGAGGGAGAUAUUAAUUUCAGCCACCCACUUCCCGAGUCUGAUGAGGAUGAGGAUUAUAUCGACACGGGAGCCGCAAUUCUAAACUUUUAUUGUACGCUCGUUGAUCUAUUGGGUCGCUGCGCUCCAGAUGCCUCUGUUAUUGCUUUAGGAAAGAACGAAUCCCUACGAGCGCGAGCUAUCUUACGAUCCCUCGUACCUUUGGAAGAUUUGCAAGGUGUACUCAGUCUCAGGUUCACUCUGAACAACCCAGCUGCGGGAGAAGAGCGACCGAAAUCCGACAUGCCCUCUGGUCUUAUUCCCGGUCACAAGCAAAGCGUGGGACUGUUCUUGGAACGAGUCUAUGGCAUAGAGACACAGGAGUUGUUCUAUCGCCUUCUAGAAGAAGCCUUUUUACCAGAUCUGAGAGCUGCUACGAUGCUAGACAGGAACGACGGCUGUGAAUCGGACAUGGCUCUGUCAAUGAACCGCUACAUCGGCAACUCUAUUCUGCCGUUGCUCAUCAAGCACGCCAACUUUUACAACGAAGCGGAAAACUACGCUAGCUUACUCGACGCCACCCUACACACCGUUUAUAGAUUGUCCAAAAACCGUAUGCUGACUAAAGGACAGCGUGAAGCAGUGUCCGACUUCCUGGUGGCGCUUACAUCGGCGAUGCAACCCUCGAUGUUGCUGAAACUACUUCGUAAACUUACUGUCGAUGUAUCAAGGCUGUCUGAGUACACAACAGUUGCUCUCCGGCUGCUAACGUUACACUACGAGCGCUGUGCCAAGUAUUACGGCAGCACGGGUGGCCAAGGGCUAUACGGAGCUUCGUCGGACGAGGAGAAGCGCCUCACCAUGAUGCUAUUCUCAAACAUCUUCGACUCACUCAGCAAGAUGGACUACGAACCGGAGCUGUUUGGAAAAGCCCUGCCGUGUCUUAUUGCCAUCGGUUGUGCACUACCUCCGGACUACUCGUUAUCGAAGAACUACGACGAUGAGUUUUAUGGAAAGGAAACCCACGCAACAGGAGCAGACAACCCGCAAUACGAUCCCCAACCGAUCAACACGUCGUCCGUUGCCCUUAACAAUGAUCUCAACACCAUCGUACAGAAGUUCUCUGAACAUUAUCAUGACGCAUGGGCUUCCAGGAAAAUUGAGAACGGCUGGGUGUAUGGCGAAUCAUGGUCGGACAGUCAAAGGACACACCCACGUCUAAAACCCUACAAUAUGCUCAAUGAUUACGAAAAAGAACGGUAUAAGGAGCCGGUAAGAGAGUCCCUCAAAGCACUGUUAGCCAUUGGUUGGUCGGUAGAACAUUCUGAAGUCGACAUCCCCAGUACAAAUCGCAGCUCCAUGAGAAGACAAUCCAAGUCUGGUGGCCGCGCGCCUGAUGUUGUGACCGACUCGGCGACACCGUUCAACUACAACCCACAUCCAGUGGACAUGACCAACUUGACACUGUCGAGGGAGAUGCAAAACAUGGCGGAGAGACUGGCGGAAAACGCGCACGAUAUCUGGGCUAAGAAGAAGAAGGAGGAAUUGGUUGUUAACGGAGGCGGAAUUCAUCCCCAACUGGUUCCGUACGAUUUACUGACUGACAAAGAAAAGAAGAAAGAUCGCGAACGCUCGCAAGAAUUCCUCAAAUAUCUCCAAUACCAAGGAUACAAAUUACAUCGUCCGAGCAAAGCGUCUCAAAGCGACACGGAGCAGACCACAACCGGCGUGGCAAUAGAGCUUAGAUUCGCGUACUCUUUGCUAGAAAAACUUAUUCAGUACAUUGAUAGGGCGACAAUCAACAUGAAACUGUUGAAGCCUUCGACUACAUUCAGCCGCCGAUCCAGUUUCAAGACCAGCACAAGGGAUAUUAAGUUCUUCUCUAAGGUGGUAUUACCGCUUAUGGAGAAAUAUUUCUCGACACACCGCAACUACUUUAUAGCAGUGGCGACGGCGACGAAUAACGUUGGAGCCGCGAGUUUGAAAGAGAAAGAAAUGGUGGCAGCGCUGUUUUGCAAACUGGCUAGUUUGUUGAGAUCACGACUGGCAGCUUUCGGCCCAGACGUACGAAUCACAGUCCGCUGUCUCCAAGUACUGGUGAAAGGCAUUGACGCCAAGUCACUCGUUAAGAACUGCCCCGAAUUUAUCAGGACGUCGAUGUUGACGUUCUUCAAUAACGUGGCCGAUGAUCUUGGGCACACCAUCUUGAAUUUACAAGAGGGCAAAUACGCACAUUUACGAGGAACACACUUGAAGACUUCUACAUCCCUGGGCUACAUUAAUGGUGUAUUGUUGCCAAUUCUAACGGCAAUGUUCGACCAUCUAGCCAACUGCGAGUACGGAGCCGACUUGUUGCUGGAUGAAAUUCAAGUCGCAUCUUACAAAAUGCUCGGCUCCUUGUUUGUGCUUGGUACCGACUCUACUCUAACACACGACAGGAAAUACCUCAAAACAGAGAUAGACAGGAAUAAACCAGCGCUGGGAUCCUGCCUUGGGGCCUUCAGCUCUACAUUCCCAGUGGCGUUCCUAGAGCCACAUUUAAACAAACAUAACCAGUUCUCGCUGCUUAACCGUAUUGCGGAUCAUUCAUUGGAGGCACAAGACAUAAUGGCUAAGAUGGAACAAUCCAUGCCGACCCUAGAGACGAUACUGAAUGAAGUGGACCAGUUCGUUGAGUCAGAUAAGACUUACAACGAAGCACCACAUAUCAUUGACGUGGUGAUGCCACUGUUGUGCUCCUACUUACCUUUCUGGUGGGCGCAGGGUCCUGAUAAUGUGACUCCGACAGGCGGGAAUCACGUAACUAUGGUCACAGCAGAGCACAUGAACCAACUUCUUAAGAAUGUGUUGAAACUUAUUAAGAAGAACAUAGGCAACGAAAGCGCCCCUUGGAUGACACGCAUUGCGACCUACACGCAACAGAUAAUCAUAAACAGUUCCGAGGAGCUGUUGAGGGACUCGUUCCUCCCUCUAGCGGAGAGAGUCAGGAAACGAACGGAUACGAUGUUCCACAAGGAGGAGAGCUUGAGAGGAUUUAUCAAGUCUUCGACUGAUGAUACGUCCCAAGUCGAGUCACAGAUACAAGAAGACUGGCAGUUACUCGUCAGGGACAUUUAUUCGUUCUACCCUCUACUUAUUAAAUAUGUUGACCUUCAGAGGAACCACUGGCUUAGGAACAACGUUCCAGAGGCCGAAGAAAUUUACAACCAUGUAGCAGAAAUAUUUAACAUCUGGUCCAAGAGUCAGUACUUCUUAAAGGAGGAGCAGAACUUCAUAUCCGCGAACGAAAUCGACAAUAUGGUGCUCAUAAUGCCUACAGCUACAAGGCGGGUGACUACCAUAGUCGAUGGAACACCGCAGGGUGGUGGAAAGAAAAAGAAGAAAAACCGUGAUAAGAAGCGAGACAAAGACAAGGAGGUGCAGGCGUCUCUUAUGGUCGCUUGUCUGAAGAGAUUAUUGCCUGUCGGACUCAACUUGUUCGCGGGAAGAGAACAAGAGUUGGUUCAGCAUUGCAAAGACCGCUUUUUGAAGAAAAUGUCAGAACAAGAUGUUGCUGAAUUCGCUAAGACGCAGCUUACGUUGCCCGACAAAAUCGACCCCGCAGACGAGAUGUCCUGGCAACACUACCUCUACAGCAAACUGGGCUCUAAGAGCAAGACCACGAUUACAGUGGAAACUGCAGAGAAUAAGGCCAAGAUCAUUGAUGAUACCGUAGAGAGAAUUGUUGCUAUGAGUAAAGUGCUGUUUGGAUUGCAUAUGAUUGACCAUCCUCAGCAAAUGAGUAAAAACGUAUACCGAUCGGUAGUGUCUAUUCAACGAAAACGUGCAGUUAUCGCUUGCUUCAGACAAACUUCUCUACAUUCAUUGCCAAGGCAUCGAGCUUGCAACAUAUUCGCACGAUCAUAUUACGAGCUAUGGCUGCAAGAAGAGAACUUUGGUCAAGAGGUCAUGAUAGAAGAUUUAACCCAAUCUUUCGAAGACGCCGAGUUGAAAAAGAGCGAUGUAGUUGAAGAAGAAGGCAAGCCUGAUCCUCUCAAUCAACUUGUCACCACCUUCUGCCGAGGCGCCAUGACUGAACGAUCGGGGGCUUUACAGGAGGAUCCACUAUACAUGUCGUACGCGCACAUUAUAGCAAAGUCUUGUGGAGAAGAAGAGGAAGAAGGAGGUGGCGAUGAAGAAGAGGGUGGAGAAGCAGAAGGCGAGGAAGAAGGACGAGCUGGUAUACAUGAGCAAGAAAUGGAGAAACAAAAACUGCUGUUCCAUCAAGCACGUCUCGCUAACAGAGGUGUAGCUGAGAUGGUGCUCCUGCACAUAUCCGCUUCAAAGGGAGUACCGAGUGAUAUGGUCAUGAAAACCUUACAGCUGGGAAUAUCGAUAUUGCGUGGAGGCAAUAUCGAUAUUCAGAUGGGGAUGCUUAAUCAUCUAAAGGACAAGAAAGACGUCGGAUUCUUUACAUCGAUAGCCGGCCUGAUGAACUCCUGCUCCGUUUUGGAUUUGGACGCCUUUGAAAGGAAUACGAAAGCUGAAGGUCUUGGAGUUGGACUGGAAGGUGCGGCUGGUGAAAAGAAUAUGCACGACGCGGAGUUCACUUGUGCAUUGUUCCGUUUCAUCCAGUUGACCUGUGAAGGGCACAAUUUGGAGUGGCAGAACUACCUACGUACACAAGCUGGUAACACCACGACAGUAAAUGUUGUCAUUUGCACAGUCGAUUAUCUCCUACGUCUGCAGGAAUCCAUUAUGGACUUUUACUGGCAUUACUCUAGCAAGGAACUAAUCGACCCGGCAGGCAAAUCAAACUUCUUCAAAGCGAUCGGCGUUGCGUCUCAGGUGUUUAACACGCUCACUGAAGUCAUACAAGGGCCUUGUACGCAAAAUCAACAGGCUUUGGCACAUUCCAGAUUGUGGGACGCUGUCGGUGGUUUCCUGUUCCUUUUCUCGCACAUGCAGGACAAGCUGUCGAAACAUUCAUCUCAAGUGGACCUGCUCAAGGAAUUGCUCAAUCUACAAAAGGACAUGAUCACUAUGAUGUUGUCUAUGCUUGAAGGAAAUGUUGUCAAUGGAACAAUCGGUAAGCAGAUGGUGGACACAUUGGUGGAGUCUGCGUCGAACGUCGAGCUUAUUCUGAAGUACUUCGACAUGUUCUUGAAGCUGAAAGAUCUGACAUCCAGCGCUAGCUUCCAGGAGAUCGACGCCAACAACGACGGCUGGGUCUUGCCAAAAGACUUUAAGGAGAAAAUGGAACAGCAGAAGAGUUAUACACCAGAAGAGAUUGAGUUCCUGCUAGCAUGUUGCGAGACCAACCAUGAUGGGAAAUUGGACUACGUUGGCUUCUGCGACCGCUUCCACGAACCCGCCAAGGAAAUCGGCUUCAAUCUUGCUGUAUUGUUGACCAACCUUUCAGAGCAUAUGCCAAACGAACCAAGGCUGGCUCGUUUCCUAGAAACGGCAGGCUCCGUCCUAAAUUACUUCGAACCAUUCCUGGGUCGUAUUGAAAUAAUGGGCGGUUCAAAGCGCAUCGAGCGGGUAUACUUCGAGAUCAAGGAGUCCAACAUCGAGCAGUGGGAGAAACCACAGAUUAAGGAAUCGAAACGCGCGUUCUUCUACAGCAUAGUUACCGAAGGUGGCGAUAAGGAGAAGUUGGAAGCGUUCGUGAACUUCUGCGAGGAUGCCAUCUUUGAAAUGACACACGCCUCCGGCCUGAUGGCCGCUUCGGAGGAAACUGCCGGCGGACCGAAGAACAGGGAGGCCAGUUAUAUGUAUAUGGGCGACGACGAUGAUGAGAGAGCUGGCAAAGAUCCUUUCCGGCGCGGAUAUCAAUCCGUGAAAGACGGCAUCUCUGCUGCAUUUUCAUCUUUAUCACCAUCCAACAUCAAGGCGAAGAUCGCAGACCUGCAGCAAAUGUCACCAGCGGAGUUAGCAGUUGGAUUCUUCAAAAUGUUCUUCUAUCUGUUUUACUAUUUCGGUUACGGCGUUCUAGUUGUCAUCAGGUACAUAUUCGGCGUGCUGCUAGGAUUGAUGCGAGGUCCUCAAACAGAAGAAGUACCGCCCGAGCCGACUGAAGAGGAAAAAAUUGGUCAGUUAAGGCACAGAUUACUGACUCAACAACAAAGUCCCUCAAGACAUCUACCAGCUCUGCCGUCGAGUGACGACACUGGGCAGAUGCAAGUGUCUGCAUUUGGACUGGAUAUAACUAAAGAAGACAACGGGCAAAUACAAGUAAAACCACACGAAUCCCCGACGACCUCAACACCUUCAUCUGGCGAAGAAGCGGAAGUAUCUCUUGAUGAAAGCCCCGAACACACCGAAGAGCAACAGCCUCCAUCGCUCAUCGAUCUUCUUGGUGGAGAGCAAGCAAAGAAACAGGCACAAGAGCGUAUGGAGGCACAAGCUGCGCAACAAGCUGCCAUGUCCGCCAUUGAAGCUGAAAGCAAAAAAGCGGUGCAAGGGCCAUCUCCAUCGGCCCUGUCACAGGUGGAUCUGUCCCAGUACACACGCCGUGCAGUCUCAUUCCUCGCUCGCAACUUCUACAACUUGAAGUACGUCGCCCUGGUUCUUGCCUUCUGUAUCAACUUCGUACUACUGUUUUAUAAGGUUUCUACUUUAGACGGUGAAGGUAACGAGGGUUCUGGUGUGGGCAGCAUUAUCGCCGGUUCUGGUUCCGGCUCUGGAUCUGGCAGUGGUGACGGUAGCGGCGAGGCGGGCGACGACGACGACAGUUACGAAGUGGUUCAUAUAGACGAGGACUUCUUUUAUAUGGAACAUUUAUUGAAAGUGGCCGCAGUUCUACAUUCUGUCGUCUCGCUCGCUAUACUGAUUGGUUAUUAUCAUCUCAAGGUACCUCUGGCCAUUUUCAAGCGUGAGAAGGAGAUAGCACGCAAGCUGGAAUUCGACGGACUCUACAUCGCAGAGCAGCCCGAAGACGACGACCUUAAGAGUCACUGGGACAAACUUGUUAUAUCUGCCAAAUCAUUUCCAGUGAACUACUGGGACAAGUUCGUUAAGAAGAAAGUGCGUGCCAAAUAUUCGGAGACAUAUGACUUCGACUCCAUCUCGAAUAUGCUCGGUAUGGAGAAGACGUCCUUCUCGGCGCAAGAAGACGAAGGCAGCAAGGGUUUCUUACAUUAUAUCAUCAACAUCGAUUGGCGUUACCAAAUAUGGAAAGCUGGCGUGACCAUCACGGACAACUCCUUCCUGUAUUCUCUGUGGUACUUCAGCUUCUCCGUGAUGGGCAAUUUCAAUAACUUCUUCUUCGCGGCGCAUUUGCUCGACGUCGCCGUUGGAUUCAAAACGCUGAGGACCAUCUUGCAGUCCGUAACGCACAAUGGCAAACAGUUGGUGUUGACGGUGAUGCUGCUAACAAUUAUAGUGUACAUCUAUACGGUCAUUGCUUUCAACUUCUUCCGCAAAUUUUACGUACAGGAGGAGGAUGACGAGGUCAACAGGAACUGUCACGAUAUGUUGACCUGCUUCGUUUUCAACCUAUACAAAGGCGUGAGAGCCGGUGGCGGUAUCGGAGAUGAGCUUGAACCGCCCGACGGUGAUGACUCAGAGGUGUACCGCAUCAUCUUCGAUAUAUCCUUCUUCUUUUUCAUCAUUGUUAUCCUGCUUGCUAUCCUGCAGGGUCUUAUCAUCGACGCGUUCGGUGAACUCCGUGACCAACUAGAGUCGGUGAAGGAAGACAUGGAGUCCAACUGCUUCAUAUGCGGCAUUAAUAAAGACUACUUUGAUAAGGUUCCGCACGGGUUCGACACGCAUGUGCAAAGAGAACAUAAUUUAGCCAACUACAUGUUCUUCCUCAUGCAUCUCAUCAACAAACCUGACACCGAGUAUACGGGUCAAGAAACGUACGUGUGGAACAUGUACACACAAAGAUGUUGGGAUUUCUUCCCGGUGGGAGACUGCUUCAGGAAACAAUACGAAGAUGUGAUGGGAGAGUAG
Messenger RNA from Parnassius apollo (apollo), 15501 nucleotides. Lineage: Eukaryota; Metazoa; Arthropoda; Insecta; Lepidoptera; Papilionidae. The record is from the annotation of a GenBank genome assembly.